UCAAAGAUAAAUGGUACUAAUGGUCGGUACACUGAUCAAAAUUACGACCUCUGCACCAUCUGUUUAAAAGCGGCGAAACCUACUCGACAACUUGACCGCCGAUUUUUCAAAACAACCAGUGAUGCUACAAAAAUGAUAAAAACUACUUACUUACUUACUUGAAUGUUAUCUGUCGAGCUGCUACUUUGAUGACUUAUCAGUCAAACUUUCGAUAGCUGAAACUUACGGACAAGUAGUUUUUAUCAUAUUUUAAUAGAUGACAUUAGCUGACCAGCCGCUGGAAGAUGGUCGAUGAGUCUGACAUGAGCCUAUGUUUUUUCACGUGUUUGAUUUGCCGCUCAAUUGAAUUGUAAUAAAUUUUUAACAUCCCUUUUAUUGUAACAAAUUUUGUUAUUUAAUGUGUAUGUAACGUGAUGAUCUACGUUAUUCUCAUAAAACUUUAUAAAAUGUCACUGUUAAACGAAUGUAUAAAUGAUGCAAUCGCUUCAAUAAAAUGAUACGUACAUAAACAUUGUUAUUUUCAGUAACAAAUAUAUCAUAAAUGAAUACUGACAGAUUGUGUAAAUUAUGUUUGUUGAACACAUUGAAGAAAGAUUUACACUGAUGUUGAAGUAAUUUUGUAAUUGUUCAUGUAAUAUCAAUUAGUUAAAAUGUUUAAGCGAACAAAUGGUAACAGAGAGAAUAAGUAUUCUCUACCUGCUAAGCGUGCAAAAUAUGAUAUAAAGAAAGAAACAUUGAUAGGUGUUUCUAAAAGUAAUAGAGAGUCAAUAAAUGAAAAGUCUGUAAGAUCCGAUGAUGUGUGGGGUGAUGAUUUUGCAGAAGAAGAUAUAGAAGAGAUGGAUUAUGUGGCAUCUCAAGCUUGUUUGGAAGAGCAUACUGUUUUUAGUCAACCAAACAGAGAGCAAAAUACAUCAUGUGUGCAAAGAUUCAAUAGCAUGCCAUCUACUAGUAAAUUUGGUUGCAAUUUAAAUAGCAAUGAGAAUAAAAUAUUAAAAUCUUCCAUAUGUAUGACACAAAAUAAUACUCAAAGAAAAGAUACGUUACUUUUAAAGGAUACAAGCACUAUUGUGUCUGGUGAUUACAAAGAUUUUGAAAAUAAGUUAAUAAAUAGAAGAGUACAUAAUUCAACAUUUAAGUUGGAUAAUAAUGGUGUCUUAGUUUCAGGAUCAGAAUAUGUAAAGGAAUUGGAAAAACUGAAAGUUGAGAAUAAAAAAUUGUUAGAUGACUUUAUAACUAAAGAAGGAGAAGCUGUCUUUUUAAGAAAUCAAUUGCAGCAGACACAAUUACGUGCAGAGAAUGAUAAAUUAGAAAAAACGCGUUUCAUUGAAGAGCAAGAAAAUAGACAUAGAACAGAGAUUAAUGCUAUUUGUAAAGAAAAAGAACAUUUAAAAACUCAACUUGAAUUGCAAACAUUUGAAGUCAGAAAUUUAAUGGAACGUUUUAAAUUAUUAGAGAGUGGAAAUGUGAAGUUGACAGAGCCACACAGUAUAAAUUUAAAUGUCUCUGCUAGUAAAAGUAGAUUUAGUUUAUCAAGCAGUCGGUCACAUUCUUCCAACACGAAAUCAGUGAAAGUAAAGGAAACUUGUAUUCAAACAAAUGUGCAUAAUAAAAACUUAUACUUCCUUAAGGUUUGGAGUUCCUACUACCCUCUGUCAGAAAUUCCUAAAUUAAUCUAUGAUGCAUCACACUCAGAGAAAUCUGUAAUUGAUAUUCAAAUCAUAGAAAAAACUGGACGACGAAAUUUGCCUAUCUUACAAGAGGAAAAUACAUGCCGAAUAUUCGAAAAUCCAGAACUAGUGAAACCUGUAACAACUAUGAUAGAUGAUAAAAAGCUUACUGUAGAAUUUAUUUUACCAGAAAUAUCUAUUCUUCAACGAAAAACAACCCUGGAGCUUGAGUCAGAAAAUACUAUCCCUAUUAUAAAUAAAUUAAUUUCUACUGCAAGAGAAUUGCUUUUGAAUGUAAUAACCAUUCUUCAGACAAUUUUUCAAGCUAUGAACAACGAUGAUAUUCGAGACAUGAACGACAUUUACUUCUCUGACUUGUAUUCGACUUCUAACUUUAAUGGAAAAUCUGUGUGCGCCGCGAGUGCAUGGCACGAAUGCGAGCGUGGUGUUGAAACCAGACGAGUGUUUGGCGUGUUAUCAUAUAUAACUGUGGAAUCGACUUAUCUUAGCAAGUAUAUUGCAGGAAAAGCAGAAUUACUCACAGAAAAAGACGAAUCUUAUAAAAGUUACUCGCCUCAUAUGAUUCGCUACAACAGGUGGUCAGAGAAGGAUCAAGACUUUGAGAUGCUCAGGAUGUUAUUACAAUUUGUUACCUUAGUUGGGUUCACGAGGCGAGCUCACCAAUUUAGUGGCCUUCUGUGUGCCAUUAUGAUGCUUAUAUAUAAUGUUCAUAAAAAGAUUGAAUAUUGUUCGCAGGGAAUGGACUAUAUUUACCGGAUAUUUAAAGAAAUAGUCUUUGCUAGGCCUUUACCUUACUGUUACACACAGCUUAGCAAUUUAAUAAUGAUCUUUAUUAAAUCUGUGACGUACUUGCCAAAACUUUGUAUCAAUUCACAAUCAAUGGCAGUGAAUAAUUGGAAAGGCUCUCUACAUUUUAUUCCAGAUGCUUGCCCAUUACAGAUUUUCCUAGCACAAGUGGAAGAUCAUCAUUUCGAUCUGAUAGCAGCAAUAGACAUUACAGAUAUACUGAUACAAUUGGUACAAUAUGUAUUACAAACGAAUAUUAUCCCUCUGAGAUCUGAUACCUUAGGUUCUUGUAAUUGUUGCAUGAAAUUAUUGAGGUUUACAAUUGAAACGCUGGGCAGAUGUUCUGAAACGAAUUUGAGCGCCCUUGGGGAUUUCAAUUUAAAUCAUUUUCCUUUACAACAAGAAGAAUUUUGCAAUUUGAAAAAUAUCUGCAGCAAACAUUCGCCACUUCUAUCAGACAGAAAUAAAAAGUGCAUACGCGAGAUCUAUCGUGAUAAAUUUUCGGAUGAAAAUGUCUGGGCAACAUUGAAGAAAAAACAAGCGAAGGUGCUAAGAGACGGGAUAAGAUUCCUAUCUCACUUGGCGAUAUGCGAUCCCGAUUUUGUUAUUCGAUUAUCCGAUAUAGAAGAUGCAUUUCAUUUAUUCAUAAGGAACAUAAGUUCCUUCGAUGAUUUCGUUCUUCACGAAAACGAGCAGGAGGCUAUGAGUCGAAUAAAACAAACGUUCAUUUUUGACAAAGCGUCACAAUCUGAAAUGGAGCCGGCUAAGAAAAAUUGUAUUACAAAACAACUGGAUAUAUUAUCAAAUUUCGAAGAAAUAACCGUACAACCAAUAACCACGAGCUCCAAGAAAAACGAGAACCUCUACAAAGUUUUAACCGUAUUCAAAUCAUUAUAUAAAUAAAUAGAAAUCUCAGUGAAAUAAGAUUUACUAUUUCUUAUAUUGUCAUUGUAUUUCUUUGUAAAUGUUAAUUUAUAUCGUGAAUCGUUAUUAAAUGUAAUAUAAAUGAAGUACCUCGUGAUAUUUUACAUUGAAUCUACGACAUUUUUAUACAAGUUUUAUAUACCAUUUACUAACGAGGUAUAAUCUGAUGUAUAUAAAUAGCGUGUAAUUUAAAAUUCUAUUUUGUAAUAAAAUACAUUCCAUCGCAAAAUUA
Osmia bicornis bicornis is the source of this 3630-nucleotide messenger RNA. RefSeq lists its product as uncharacterized. The record is from RefSeq and is a predicted model, not a curated record. The transcript is spliced from 13 exons. Lineage: Eukaryota; Metazoa; Arthropoda; Insecta; Hymenoptera; Megachilidae. The coding region runs from base 651 to 3377 and encodes 908 amino acids.